UGGCAGUGGUGACAGGAGGCGGCGGGAGUGGAGCUGGGACACCGGGAGUGGCGCUGGGACACCGGGACACGGGUGGCGCUGGGACACCGGGAGUGGCACUGGGAGCGGGGUUGGAACUGGGAAUGGGGGUGGCACUGGGACACCGGGAGUGGCGCUGGGACAGCGGGAGUGGCACUGGGAGCGGGGGUGGCACCAGGAGCGGGGACAGGGGUGACACUGGGAGCGGGGUUAGCACUGGGAAUGAGGGUGGCACUGGGAGCGGGGACAGGAGUGGCACCAGGAGCGGGGACACAGGUGGCACUGGGACAGGGGUGGCACCGGGACACCGAGAGUGGGGACAGGGGUGGCACUGGGAGCAGGUGGCACUGGGAGCGGGGACACAGGUGGCACUGAGACACGGGUGGCGCUGGGAACGAGGGUGGCACCGGGACACCAGGAGCGGGGACAGGGGUGGCACUGGGACACCGGGAGUGGGGACAGGGGUGGCACUGGGACACCAGGAAUGGGGACACAGGUGGCACUGGGAAUGGGGGUGGCACUGGGAACCAGGAGCGGGGACACAGGUGGCACUGGGAGCAGGUGGCACUGGGAGCGAGGACAGGGGUGGCACUGGGACACCAGAAGCGGGGACACAGGUGGCACUGGGAAUGGGGGUGGCAGUGGGAGCGGGUGGCACUGGGAAUGGGGACAGGGGUGGCACUGAGACACGGGUGGCACUGAGACACGGGUGGCACUGGGAAUGGGGGUGGCGGCACUGGGAGCAGGGACAGGGGUGGCACUGGGACACGGGGGUGGCGCCGGGCACGGGACACUGGGAAAAGGGGGUGGCACCAGGAGCGGGACACUGGGAAAAGGGGGUGGCACCGGGAACGGGCACGUGGCACCGGGAAUGGGACACCGGGAACGGGGACAGGGAUGGCACUGGGACACGGGUGGCACUGGGACAGGGGGGUGGCACCGGGACACGGGGGUGGCACCGGGAACGGGACACCGGGAGCGGGCACGUGGCAGCGGGGACAACGGGCACAGGGACAGGGGUGGCACCGGGGACAAGGGAGAGCCGGGAGCGGGCACGUGGCACCGGGGACAAGUGGCAAUGGGGACAAGGGGCACCGGGAAUGGGGGUGACAUCGGGAAUGGGGGUGACAUCGGGAAGGUGGCACCGGGGCUGUGCGGACCGUGUCACCCCGCGGGUCGGGGACAGGCGACGCGGGGCUCGUGGGACGCGGGAGUUUGGCACCGCAGACCCCCCGAAAUGUCCCCAAAUGUCCCCAAAUAUCCCCAAAUGUCCCCAAACGGCCCCGCCCACAGCGCCCCCCAGCGGCGCCAACAGCCGCGCCCGCGCUGGCCACGCCCUCAGCUGUCAAUCAACGCCGAGACCACGCCCACGCGAAAGCUGAUUGGUUGCUGGCGGAGGGGGCGGGGCAGGAAGCGCCCAAACCGCGGCGGGAGUGGGGGGGGGGCUCGGUUUGGGGACCUCCCUCCCCCCCCCAUUGGGGGUCCCUAUGGAUCCUCCCAUUUGGGGACCCCAUAAAUCCGCAUUGGGGACCCCAUAGACCCCACUGGGGACCCCAUAGAACCCCAUAGAGCCCAUAGAGCCCCACAGAUCCGCAUUGGGGACCCCAUAGACCCCAUUGGGGACCCCAUAGAGCCCCAUAGACCCCAUAGAGCCCCACAGAACCCAUUGGGGACCCCAUAGACCCCCAUAGAUCCCAAUGGGGACCCCAUAGAGCCCCACAGACCCCAUAGAGCCCCACAGAACCCAUUGGGGACCCCAUAGACCCCAUAGAGCCCAUAGAACCCAUUGUGGAACCCAUAGACCCCAUCGGGGACCCCAUAGAACCCCAUAGAACCCAUUGGGGACCCCAUAGACCCCAUUGGGGACCCCAUAGAGCCCCAUAGACCCCAUAGAACCCCACAGAACCCAUUGGGGACCCCAUAGAGCCCCAUAGACCCCAUAGAGCCCCACAGAUCCGCAUUGGGGACCCCAUAGAACCCCAUAGACCCCAUAGAGCCCCACAGAACCCAUUGGGGACCCCAUAGAGCCCCAUAGAACCCAUUGGGGACCCCAUAGAGCCCCAUAGA
Messenger RNA from Poecile atricapillus (Black-capped chickadee), 2085 nucleotides. RefSeq names its product putative per-hexamer repeat protein 5. The record is from RefSeq and is a predicted model, not a curated record. Bases 123 to 1400 code for a protein of 425 amino acids. Lineage: Eukaryota; Metazoa; Chordata; Aves; Passeriformes; Paridae. The transcript is spliced from 2 exons.